AUGCGACAGCAGGGGAGAUCGUCUCACGUGGUCGCGCCCACGCCACUGGCACUUUCGCAAGUCUACAAAACGCCGACCUCGUCGCUUCGACAGACAACACUUGCCAGCACCCAGAACUCCACGUCUUCGCGCAGCCGAGUGACCCCGUCGGAGUGGAAUUCGCCACGCACACCGCUGAAACAGGUGCGUUACGACACGAGAGGUCCCGUGGAACUAGACGCCAGCUGGCAUUCCAGGAGUUCAUCGGAGCCUAGUCAGAAUUUUCGACUGGAGGACGCGCUGACUGUCGUAACUCUCCCCGGUUGA
Molecule: messenger RNA, 306 nt
Organism: Mesocestoides corti
Lineage: Eukaryota; Metazoa; Platyhelminthes; Cestoda; Cyclophyllidea; Mesocestoididae
Source: the annotation of a GenBank genome assembly